GUGCAGUUAGUCUGAAAAAGCAGAGCACUUUUAGGGAGGUGCAACGGCCUGUAGUUAAUGCACAGGCAAGAAGCAUCACGUUAGUCAGCCGUUGCAAUACGAAUUCAUUAAUCUUUCAUGACAGGUUGGCAUCAACAUCGUGGUGCCUGCCUAUUGUAGCUAGGAUAUGUCGGCAUCAGUGAUUAGCUAGGUAACGUUAGGCCCUGUAACGUACCAGUUAAAAGCAAUACCGUGGGUCGAUAUAUUUGAUUUCAAAGGAUUGCAGUGUGAGGACACAGACAGACAAACACACCCACUCUCUGAGCCGUAAAGAGGCAGCCAUACCUCAGCUCUCAAGCACAAUGCCCAUCUGACACACAACUAAGUGCACACACUGAGGAUGAGUAGUGCUGUGCUGCACUGACAGACAGAUGGUGUGGGAAUGAUGGACCUCCCCAAUGGCCAAUCAAGCGUCACCACCGCUGCUGCCACUGCCUCGGAGAAGAGCAGCAGCUCAGAGUCUCUCAGUGAGAAGGGUUCUGAGCUGAAGAAGAGUUUUGAUGCUGUCGUCUUCGAUGUCCUGAAGGUUACCCCUGAGGAGUAUGCAGGUCAGAUCACUCUCAUGGAUGCUCCGGUCUUCAAAGCUAUUCAGCCUGAGGAGCUGUCAAGUUGUGGCUGGAACAAGAAGGAGAAGCACAGCUCUGCCCCUAAUGCUGUGGCCUUCACCCGCAGGUUCAACCAGACAACUUUCUGGGUGGUGAGGGAGAUCCUUCAUGCUCAGACCCUGAAGAUCAGAGCUGAGGUACUCAGUCUGUACAUCCGAACUGCCAAGAAACUGUGUGACAUAAACAAUCUGCAUGCCGUGAUGGCUGUGGUAUCGGGCCUACAAAGCGCUCCCAUCUAUAGACUCUCCAAGACGUGGGCGUUGUUGAGUCGCAAGGACAAAGCAACGUUUGAGAGGUUGGAGUACCUCAUGGCCAAAGAAGACAACUACAAGCGUCUGAGAGACUACAUACGCAGCCAGAGCAUGAACUCCUGCAUACCAUACCUGGGUAUGUAUCUGUCUGACCUGACGUAUAUAGACUCAGCAUAUCCCUCUACUGGCAGCAUCCUGGAGAAUGAACAGAGAUCCAACCUCAUGAACAACAUCCUGAGGAUUAUAUCUGACCUGCAACGCUCCUGCACCUACGAUAUACAAGUGUUGCCUCAUGUCCAGAAGUAUCUCAACUCAGUCAUGUACAUCGAGGAGCUACAGAAGUUUGUGGAGGAUGACAACUACAAGUGUGUGUUAUGCGGGUUCCCAUGUGUGGUGUUGUUAUUCAGGUUGUCGUUGAAGAUCGAGCCAGGCUCCAGCACCCCCCGCUCCACUGCCUCUAGAGAGGACCUUAUAGGUUCGGAUGCAUCUGGGUCUCCUCUGUGUGGUCGUAAGGGCCCCAUUGCAGAUGGAACCAAAGUCCCUCCCACGCCCCCCUCCCCCCGGAACCUCCUCCCCUACGGACACAGGAAGUGUCACAGCCUGGGCUACAAUUUUAUUCAUAAGAUGAAUACGGUAGAGUUUAAGAGCGCUACGUUCCCCAAUGCUGGUUCUCGUCAUCUAUUGGACGACAGCGUCAUGGAGAGCCACACCCCUACGAGAGGACAGGCCGAGAGCUCAACGCUCUCCAGCGGCAUCUCACUGGGGAGCAGUGAGGGUUCAGAACUCAGUGAAGAGAUGUCCUGGCCAGCCUUUGAGAGGACUCGGUUCUAUCACUCUCUGGGCCCUGUGACCCGCGUGGCCAGAAUCCCCUACAGAGGAGGCCUGAGGCCCAGCAGCUCUGCUGAGUCUGAGGAGUUAGCAGUGCACCUGUACCCUGGAGCCGUCACCGUGCAGGGAGUCCUACGACGCAAAACGGUCUUCAAGGAGGGCAAGAAACCCACAGUGGCGUCUUGGACCAAGUUCUGGGUGGCUCUGUGUGGAACUCAGCUCUACUACUACCAUGCCAAGUCCCUGAAGGCCACAGAGAGAAAGCACUUCAAGUCGUCUAGCAGUAAGAGUGUGUGUGUUGUGGGGUUAAUGGCCAUCAUGUCAGACGACCCUGAACAUCCCGACGUCUUCCUGCUCACAGACUCGGAACGCGGUAACACCUAUAAAUACCAGGCAGGGAACAAAAUGAAUGCCCUUCUGUGGUUCAAACACCUCAGUGCUGCCUGCCAGAGCAACAGACAACAGGUCCCAGCCAAUCUGAUGUCCUUUGAAUGAGUGCUGCUGUAGAGGACUGAGCGGUAGAGCUAAAAUAGACGAAGAGGGCUAGUGACUCAGCACCAGGAGCUUUCACUGCCAUGACCCCAAAACUAUAACCCCAGCCCCACUGGAGCCCCACCUGCCACCACUGCCUUAACCUAAGGAGCCGUGUGUGUGUGUUGAAGCAGUGGUUAUUAUGGUGGCAUAGACUACUGAAUGAAGACCUAAACCACUUCUCUCUUGUUCUCUCGCUCUGUUGUUUUUGCCUGUGGAACUAUGGGAUGUCUCUCCUCUUUCUUGGAUGCUUCUUAAGGAAGGAUGGGUGGACAUGAUUUAUCCUUGUUUUCCCUCACUCCCUCUCUUCUUGACAUACUGUGCUCUGGUGGAAGAUGGACUCUGCCCUUUCUAGGGCUGGACUCACACACACAAUACUGGACUAACCCAAUGGAAUGGGAUUUCAAACACACUCCUUUAUCACACUUUGGUUCACAAACUCCCUCACACACAAGACUCCAAUGGUCUCUUCACACUUGAGUUGGGCUCACAAAACGGACACUUUUUACACACAUUCACUCCCCCCUUCUGAGAGUGUGUGAUUGGCCUGUGUGAUUGCAGCAUUGUGAACAUUAAGGGCUUUGAUUCUCAAAUCUAUUCCAGCAGAAACCACUCCCACACACACACACACACGUCCUGAAUGUAUCCUACUGUUUUAUAUUCCAGAGGGGGGGGCACACUAUAUAUAUAUAUGGUAAGUCUCAUCACGGGAAUGAUAAACCCAGACUCUAAGCUUUCCUCUUCCACCUUUAUGGACCCAGUUAUAUCGCUCUUAUAAACAGGCUUUAUAUGUUGUUCUUUCUGGACCACUGUCUGCUCUGUCAACAUGUUAAAGCUUGAGAUUCACCAGAACACACGCGUGUACACACAAUAACACUAAAGACUUGAAAGCUGUGAAAACGUGAACGAUGAAAUGUUAACCGCAGAAAAAUAAUUUAUCUCCCACUUCCUUUUUUUGUUAUUGCUUGAACAUAAGAGGGAGCUACAGAUUCUGACCUGAUCUGCUUUACACAUCUGAGUGUUUUUUACACACACACACACACACACACACACAGCUAUCGGGAGCCAUUCAGAAUCCAUUUGAAUUAUUAUUUUGUUGGUUAGUGUUUUCUGUUACCUUGGUGUUGUUGUGUUGGACGUAUCAGCAGUAUUAUCCUGUAGAUGACUUGUCUAGCUUAUUUGAAUUGUCUGUUACAUUUCAUUUCUGGCCUCUUCCCUUUGUUUUGAACAUGUUGUACCUUUACUUGUUUUCAAUUUGAUUUGUGUAGUGUUUUUGUUUUCUCACCUAUGAGUUUGUCACAUAGGGCUACGGUACAGAUCUACUGCUCUAUUGCCUAGUUCCAUGUCAUCCUCUUGACCCAUCGCCUGGUCACUACUCAUGGCAUCUUCAAUUAAAGCUAUAGAUAGGUGUAAGCAAGUUGUUGAUGACUCCACCUAACCUUCCAAUUGGCUGAGAGAAGCUUCCUCCAAAUUGCUUACACCUAUCCAGUCCUUUCAGAUCUGUGAACAGUUAAGGAGUACGAGCUAGAGGGAGGGGCUAACAAUUUGAAGUAGACCCAGCCAGAGUGUGUAUGGUUUGGGACAUUGGUUUGGGACUCAACCCUGAGUGUGUGCCAAUAUACCAAACACACAUUUUUAUUCCGAUUUGUGAGAAAGUGUUAGUUAGAACAAAUGAAAUGAAUACGUUGUUGGGAAAUGAUGGUGUGGUCACGUUCUCAUACUACUCUCAGAAAGGACUUACCACUAGUAAAGCGUAAUCUUGCAUCCUCUCCUGACUGUUUCCGUCUCAACCUGACAGUCAGGUUUAUCCUGACUUGUAACAAUGGUUUACAUCUCCCAUCUGUCCAUAUAUUUUGCAUGUCUAUUGUUUACAUAGAAGUCCAGCAAGUUAGCAUCACAUUCCAUACACCUCAAACUGACACUAUGUACUCUAGCAGCAAGAGACUCCAACUCCCAUGGGCCAGUGCGGCAACAGUUGUCUUAUGUCCUGUAGAGGCUAAGCUAAUGGGAGAAGGUAGAACUUAUCCAUAACCAUUGAUACAAGGUCAUAUAUUUAUUCACCCCUAAUGGUUAAGAUUGGGGUUGGUGUAAUCUGAUCUGAGAUCUGUUGUUUAGGGCAACUUCUACAUAUUCCAUUUCACACUCAUUUCCGAUGUGCUCUGCUCCUCAGCUCCCAGCAGUUAUACCACACACAGCUACAACUCCAUUAAUAGCAAGACUAUGUCAUACACAGACUAGAGGAUGAGGAAGCCAGAGAAAGAAAGGAAUGGGAGGGGUAGCGUUAGUGAUACAAAAGAACAAGAGAGGAAGGUAGUACAACAGUAUGAGUGUGUAAAAAUUAUUUUUGUUUACCUGCUAGAAAGCAUUAGACGGACAGAGCCUCGUGGCUGCCGUUUCUUCACUGUUGAGCAGUGGGUAAAUCUGUAUAGAAUGCGGUAUAGCAUAUUCUGUGUGGAGUGCGAUUGAACAAGGAAGGAUAUAGUAGAAAUAGAGGGGUGAAUGGAACUCUGAUGCAAAAGGAGCUGUACAGAGAAGCCGGCAGACUGACGCUCCCCACAGAAGACCAGCAGAGGAGAAAGUAGUCUUUCUCUCUGUUCUCCUUUUUUCCCUCUCACAGACCUCUCCUUCACAUCUCUCUCUCUCUUGGACAUAGAGGGCUUCAAUGCAGACUGAAGAGAGCGGCAGAUUAAAUGGCAGACAGGAAUGCUCCCGUGUAGUGUCACAGUGCUGACGUGAGGGAUGUGGAUGCCUAUAAGGAAAGGGUUAGGAGUGAGUUUUUACAAUCUGUUAUGGUGGGCUUUUUGUUUGAUAUUUCUCAAUGUCAAAAAUGGUUUCCACAGUUUGUGUCCAUGUACAAAUACACAACCAGCUGUGUAUUAUCUACUGUGAAGAGUAAAGUUUUUUGGGAUUUGUCUGCAGUGUUCAUUUUUUUUUUCUCCUGAGAAAUUCUUUAACAGUUCAGCUGAGAUGACUGGGUGGUGUGUGGUUAACAUGAGAGGGGGGUGUAGUGGUGUUUUUGUGUGCUCUAGGGAUGGAGAAUUUGCCCGCAGCUCAAGGUUCAACUUAAUUCCCUUUAAAUCCAAACUUUAACCAUUAGGGGAAAAUGUCAAACUGACCUGAUCAGUUUCUAGAAGAUACAUCUAUGUGCUCUAUAUGGCUCAGUUUGAGAGUGACGUUUAUGAUGUGUUGACGACGUCACUUAGCUUUGUCCAUGUCCCAUGACCUGUGGGGUGUGUCCAUGUGCUAUCCCUCUACCUCCUGUACUCUGACCCCUAGUGAGGACCCACCCAUGUUACGUGACCCGGGUUUGAACUAUGACCUCUGAAUUGAGUGACGUGACCUGAGUCUCAGCCAGAUAACCAAUAAACACACUGCCCUUUUUAUACUCUGCCCCUCAGUUUACUUUCAUUUAUAUAAACAUGGUUUCAGCUAAAUGUGGUGUAUGUGUGCCGGACCAGGAGUGUCUACCACAACCUGUUAAAUGUCCUGGACAGGGCAUGUGGUUAGGAGAAAUGUGUAUGUGUGUGCUUAAACUAGUGUUAAUACACUUUAGGUAUGGAUUGAUGUGUAAUCUUUCCUACUGAAAUAAAAACCUACUUGAAUUGUUGAA
Molecule: messenger RNA, 5864 nt
Organism: Oncorhynchus keta (chum salmon)
Lineage: Eukaryota; Metazoa; Chordata; Actinopteri; Salmoniformes; Salmonidae
Product: ras-specific guanine nucleotide-releasing factor RalGPS2-like
Exons: 20
Coding region: 422-2218 (598 amino acids)
Biological process (GO): Ras protein signal transduction; positive regulation of GTPase activity
Cellular component (GO): plasma membrane
Molecular function (GO): guanyl-nucleotide exchange factor activity
Source: RefSeq, a predicted model, not a curated record